Spodoptera litura is the source of this 2066-nucleotide messenger RNA. RefSeq lists its product as uncharacterized. NCBI's taxonomy places the organism in Eukaryota, Metazoa, Arthropoda, Insecta, Lepidoptera, Noctuidae. The record is from RefSeq and is a predicted model, not a curated record.
CAUCAGCAUCGCGGGCAAAUGGUUUUAAGCACACGAUUCGAGUGGUUGACUGCCGUUAACCUACCUAUGACAUGUACCUAUUGCGUCUAACGACAAUUACGCAUAUGUUAUGUUAUGUAUGAUAAUAAUUAAUCUUUUUGCACUUUUUUUGUGUUAAAUCACCAAAGCAAUCCGAUCUUGCGCCUCUACUGCCGCCGCGCGCGCCGAGGCCAUCUAAGUCUGAGAAGCCUGGACACGGUUUAUUCCACCAGCCUGUCCGUGCAAUUCUAGAGCGCCUUCAUCUGGACAAACCAUCGAAGCCGUCCAAGGGAAAAGGGAAGGCCGUCGAAGGAAAAAAAACUAAACCUAAAAACGUAGAAGAAGAGCGUUUAAAGGCACCUGGCCCAAUGAUAUUCGUGAAGGUUGACAAGGAGGAUACUCCAGGGCUGAUGCUGAAGUGCCAUCCAGGCACGGAAGCAUCGACGAUCACCGAGAUUUGCAUGCAAAUAGCUGAAAAGGUGAACGAUGUUCCAUUGCCACCUCGGAAUGCGCAUUUAACGGAGAAAAAACCUGAGCGCCCGGUACAACCGAAGCCUCGGUUACCUGGGACUGAUGAAAGACAAAGUGUUCCAACUGCUACCAAAAAGCAACCUAAGACAGUUGCUGCACCUUCGAGAUACGAGCGAUACCCUGAUGAAUUACCUGAUGAAGAAGAGGAUGAAAUUUUCUCCCUAGUUUACUUCGAAGAACCUGAAGCAGACUGCCAUGAUGGAAACGUCUUAGAGAAGAUCUCUGAAUCGGACUGCUUACAAGCACUAUAGCUCUGCAGCUGGGGCAUGCCGGCCGCCGUCAACAUCUUGAAGAGCAAAACAACUACUAAAACAAAUAUUUCUCUACUUAAACGUAAUAAAAAUAUCGAAAGAUCUUUUUGCACUCAUAUCGUAUCAAGGCUGAGAAAACUCUAACGAAAGUCUGAGGUAACAUAAGUCUUUAAAUUAAAAAGAAUAAUUUAUAAUAUCGCACUGCACUAUGCACGGUAUUACCGUGUCGAGUGCAGUAAGAUAUUAUAACUUUUAUUCUUUUUCAAUUCUCACCUAGUCGUCAUAUCGUCUUUUUUAAUAUUGAGUCUAAUUUCCGUCAGAUAGUGUAAUUCAAAGCGGAUCCGGUAAUUAUUUUGAUUAAUUUGAGUUACGCAAAUUUCAAUCCCUAGAUAACCUUGGAGGAUAUUUUUGUAAUGUCCAAAUAGAAGUAACGCGGUUCACAAGCCAAUCAUUUAAACCUCUUUUUGUUAUAAUUUUGAUUUUAGAAUAUUGACAUUUGAUUCAUAUCCUCGUUUUGUUUUCGGUCACUGUUAUCUUUAUGGCAUUACAUGAAAUUUUGUUCAUUUGACAACUGCGGUCUUCUUAAAUAAUUCCCUUUUGAGCCAUCAGCUAAGCACGGUUAUUAAAAUAAAUAGUCGCUAACCACCGUUGAUCUAAAGAUAUACAUGCUUUAUAAUUUUAAUAAAUAUCACGGCACAGAUGUUUGUGAUUCUUUUACUUUGGGUUUAAAAUAAACAAAUACAUCUUGGACUCAAAAUAUAUCGUCAAACCUAGAAUUUAAGUGGUGGGUUACGUUGUCUGCAGUUUUUAAUACUUAACAAAUAGGUACUUUACAAAUAUUUUAUGUUUUGAUAACAUAUUUUCCAUAGAAGGUGAACUCGUUAAGUUCUGAACUCAUAUUGAAUUUGACAAAAAAGACGGAUAUGACGAAGGUAGAUAAUAGUUUUAUAUUGUUCCUAAGAGAAAUUGCCAAUCUUCAUCUCCGGCUUGCCUUAAUUGGUUGACUGGAGUGAUCGAACACGAGACAUUGGUCUGUCAUCUCUGGCUUGCCUUCACUGGCCGGUUCAGUCAGACAGAUGUGUUCAGUCAUCACAGGCCCACUAGGGCAUUGAGUUAAACCUAUAGAGUAACAGUCUCCAUUACCACGCGUCAAAAAUCAUGGAACCACUUUUGACAUACAUAGACGUAGCUUUGAAACCACUAAACUAUCCAAAGAAACUUGUAUCUCACUCACUCAAGUCGCAACAACAAUAAUGACGCCUAAGA